UUGAAGAAGAAUAUCCAAUCACAAUUCUUCCUUUACAGAUCCUUUUCAAUAUUAUAAUUACUUCCUCUACUUACCUUACUAGAAUAAACCACAAUCAUGAAUACUAUUUCUUCUCUCUAUAUAAAUCAUUCCUUUUCUCCCUUCCUCCCUGCUACCAACUCUUCUUCUUCAACUUCAACUUCUCUUUCUGUUGUCCAUUUUCCAUCUUCUUCUUCUCUUUGUAAUUCUAGAAUUAAACUAAAACCCGUUCCUUAUUUGAUUAGUAGAGAGCUAAGGAGUAGUAAAGGAAAGAAAUUUAUAUCGAAAAUGUCAAUUACUGAAUCUUUGCUUGAAGAGGGUCGUGCUGGUGCUAAUGAUAAUGAUAAUGAUGAUGAAGUGAUUCCUCCUGUUGUUGAUUAUACUGAAGGGAAUAAACCUAGACGUAUUGCUCUCUUUGUUGAACCUUCUCCCUUUGCCUAUGUCUCUGGGUAUAAAAAUAGGUUCCAGAAUUUCAUCAAAUACUUGCGUGAAAUGGGAGACGAGGUUUUGGUUGUAACAACCAAAGAUGGAGUUCCUGAUGAAUUUCAUGGAGCAAAACUAAUUGGAUCAAAAAGCUUCCCCUGCCCGUGGUAUAAUAAGGUUCCCCUUUCACUAGCUCUUAGCCCUAGAAUUAUAUCAGAGGUUGCCAAUUUCAAGCCUGACAUUAUACAUGCAUCAUCACCUGGAAUUAUGGUAUUUGGCGCUCUUAUCAUUGCAAAGCUCUUGUCUGUUCCAAUAGUGAUGUCAUAUCACACUCAUGUUCCAAUAUACAUUCCAAGAUACACUUUCAGUUGUCUGGUGACACCAAUGUGGAUGGUCAUAAAGUUCCUGCACAGGUCUGCUGACCUUACUCUAGUGCCAUCAGCUCAAAUUAGCAGGGAUCUCCAAGCAGCUCAUGUGACAACAGCCAAUAGAAUCCGUCUCUGGAAUAAAGGUGUAGAUUCAGACAGUUUCCACCCACGUUUCCGGAACCACGAAACACGAUGUUUACUAAGCAAUGGAGAACCGGAGAAACCUUUGAUAAUUCAUGUUGGGCGACUUGGAGUUGAGAAGAGUCUGGAUUUCUGUAAACAGGUGAUGGAUAGGAUUCCAGAAGCACGAAUUGCUUUUAUUGGUGAUGGGCCAUACAGGGCAGAACUGGAGAGCAUAUUCACCGGCAUGCCUGCAGUAUUUACAGGAAUGUUAUCGGGUGAAGAACUCUCAAAAGCAUAUGCAAGUGGCGAUGUUUUUCUUAUGCCAUCAGAGUCCGAAACUCUAGGUCUCGUCGUCUUGGAAUCCAUGUCUUCAGGGGUCCCAGUGGUGGGUGUUCGUGCUGGUGGAAUCCCUGACAUAAUUACAGCAGAUCAAGAGGGAAAAACAGGAUACCUUUAUACUCCUGGAGAUCUUGAAGACUGUUUAAACAAAUUAAUUCCUCUCUUACGUGAUUCCGAAUUGAGAGAAAGAAUUGGGAAAGCUGCUCGUGAAGAUAUGGAGCAGUACGAUUGGAGAGCUGCCACGAAAAAGAUCAGAAACGAGCAAUACAAUGCUGCAAUCUGGUUCUGGAGAAGGAAGAAAGCUGAACUGUUGAGACCCUUCCAAUGGUGCUUCAAAAAGAUAUUCGGACCAAAAGAUGAAGUCACCUACGUAAAGUAAUGGUAAGAAAAUAUGAUUUGAACACGAAAAAAAUGCUUGUUAUUAUAAUUAUUUUUAGAUUGUCGUGGUACUAGUCGUCUAUAAAAAGUAGAUUCAGGCUUAAAAGGAAAGCCAUUUUAGGGGUUUUAGGGUGUAGAGUUGAAAGUUAGUUGUGUGAAUGUAUAAUGCUACUGUGGUGGGGUUCAGAAUGUAGACUUUGGGAGGGUGGAUGGAUGAAUGUGUGGGGUUUUUGAUUUGUAUGUAUGAAUACGAUGGAUCUUCCAAUUGGUUCUUGUA
Molecule: messenger RNA, 1926 nt
Organism: Papaver somniferum (opium poppy)
Lineage: Eukaryota; Viridiplantae; Streptophyta; Magnoliopsida; Ranunculales; Papaveraceae
Product: sulfoquinovosyl transferase SQD2-like
Exons: 11
Coding region: 97-1650 (517 amino acids)
Biological process (GO): glycolipid biosynthetic process; sulfolipid biosynthetic process
Cellular component (GO): chloroplast envelope
Molecular function (GO): UDP-sulfoquinovose:DAG sulfoquinovosyltransferase activity
Source: RefSeq, a predicted model, not a curated record